UGUAACCUUGAAAAUUACGUCCAAAUCAAGACCCCCAUAUACAUAUAAACAUAGUUUCUCACUCCUCUUCAUUCUUCUUCUUCAUCAGAUUCAGAUCCCAGAGAAAAACAGAUUCCAAUUUGACCCAGCACUUUAUUUUUCUUAAAAAAAAAGAGAGAAUAUGGAAGAUGAAUUUUGUGAAUGCAGGCCUUUAGCUUUCUUGCUCGGAUUACCCUUCGCUCUGGUGUCAUUGGUUUUUUCUCUUGUUGGUGUAGUUAUCUGGCUUAUUGGGACAAUAUUGAGUUGCUUGUGUCCAUGUUGCAUAUGCUGCGGAGAAUUGGCGAAUGUAGCUAUGAGUCUUGUGAAGCUGCCAUUAAGAAUUCUUAGAUGGUUCAUUCGGAAGAUUCCUUGUUAGAUGGUGAUAGAUAGAUAUUUGUAGCCUCUCCUUUUCAUAGUAACUAGUUUGUUUGACUUGUUUGCACUACUUGUUCGCUUAUUUUAGUUGCUAGUCUAAUUUAUGAUUCAAGUGCUCUAUUUGAGAUCA
Molecule: messenger RNA, 523 nt
Organism: Lotus japonicus
Lineage: Eukaryota; Viridiplantae; Streptophyta; Magnoliopsida; Fabales; Fabaceae
Product: signaling peptide TAXIMIN 2-like
Exons: 2
Coding region: 161-394 (77 amino acids)
Source: RefSeq, a predicted model, not a curated record